CUUUCGCUCUGCUCAGAGCUGUGAAAUGAUACGAGCGGAAGGAAAAGCCCGUCGUCAUGUGAUCCGUCUAAAUGCGUGAGCCUGACAGAUCGAUACACGCUGAAAAGGAUGGCAGACACCGGCAAGACCGAGAAAUUCCAGCUGCACGUUCCAAACCUCGCGGAAUUAUGCCAGGUGCUGCAAUCAGGACUGAAUAAGAAUUUUUCUGAUGUAAAAGUGUCUGUAACUGACUGUCCAGAUCUUACACAAGAGCCUUUUGGGUUUCCUGUCAAGGGUCUUUGUGGCAAACCUCGUAUCACCGAUGUGGGAGGUGUACCAUAUCUGAUUCCUUUGGCCCAACCGAACAAGGUGUACAACAUGAAUACCGUGUCCAAGGAGGUGGAGCUGCCUGGGGGAUUUUUUCUUGGUGCUGGUGCGGUUUCCUUCAAGACAGUUGGCAUGAAUGGAGAGUUAAUGCCUCUGGUGCUGACUGAAGCUGAAGGAAGAGCUGCAGUGAAUGCCAGUUAUUUUUCAUCCAUCAACACAGUGGAUGGAAAAUGUCUGCAGGAGAAAUAUAGUGACCGGUUCCAUGACUGUGACUUCGGCCUCCUUGCAAACCUUUAUGCAUGUGAGGGCAAACCUGGAAAGGUCAUCGAGGUGAGAGCCUGCAGAAGAACUGGAGAGGACAGUCUUGUGAGCUGCAUGAGAAAGACCAUGGAAGAACAUUAUGGGGAGAAGAGCGUGGCCCUGGGGGGAACUUUCGUCUUACAAAAGGGGAAGGCGAAGAUCCAUAUUAUGCCUCCUGAAUUCUCUGCCUGCCCUCUAAGCACCAAUGAGGAUGUCAAUAACUGGCUCAGGCAUUUUGAAAUCAGUGCUCCACUGAUCUUUCAAACGGUUAUGGUGUCCAGAGACCCAGGUCUUGACCUGAGAGUGGAGCAUACACAUGGCUUCAGUCAUCAUGGUGAGGGAGGCCAUUACUACAUUGACACCACUCCAAACACAGUGGAGUACCUGGGAUACUUCCUGCCCGCUGAGUUCAUCUACCGUAUCGACCGACCCACUGAGACACACAAUAUUGGCCGAGAUUAAACUAUAGACGGUUCUUAUUUUUUUAUGCUAUAAAAGCAUUAUACACACUAUAAUACAUUUUGCAACUUUGUUGAUGAAAAGUAAAUAAAUAUAACAAGUAUUGAGCGACUUUUCACAAUCCAAUACAUUUCACAAUACAUUUUGUACUAGAUAUUCAAGCCUUUUCAAAUAGCUCUUUUUUUUAAAUUAACUUCACAGGGAGAUUAGCCCAUUAAUUGAAACAUUACUGAACUGAUUUUUCACAACUGCACUACAUUUUUGCAACUGAUUUGGCACAGCAACAUUUGUGGCACCAAAUCAUCAUAUGGUUUCUGAAGGAUCAUGUGACACUGAAGACUGGAGUAAUGGCUGCUGAAAAUUCAGCUUUGGAUUCACAGGAAUAAAUGACAUUUUAAAAUCAAUUAAAAUAGAAAACAGUUAAACUUCUCAGAAAUUAAACUGUAAUGCUAUUUAACAGUAUUGCUUUUUUUAAAUUGUAUUGUUGAUUAAAUAAAUGUAGCCUCCAUGAGCCUUCUUUCAAAAUCAUUAAAAAUCUCAAUCAUUCCAAACCUUUGACUGGUAGUGUAUUAAACAUUUUAAAAAUGUUGUGUGUUCAGUAUUUAUUGUAACACUUGAAUGCAAAGACCAAAUAAUAUAAGACCUUUCAUCUGAUCUUUUAUUUAGUGAAGACCUUACAGUAUAUUAGGCCUUUCUCAAGUUUUGAUAUAGAACUGAGGAAUAUUAGUACAUUCUCAACCAGACAAAUUUAUAGGAGCUCUGCCCAAAGCCAUAUUUCAUUUCUAAUCGUGCAUUAAGAAAGUUAUGACCAUUUUUAAAGCCCUGAUUUAAAAUUAUUCUUUGUACAAACAACACCUGAAGAGAUCAUAUUUUCUCAUACACUUAAAUGUAUUCUUUAAUUCUAAUGUAAACCACUUUGCUUUUUUUAUUAUUUGCUACAUAUGCUAAAUAACAUGAAUUUACCACAAUUCCAUCAGCACUGUUUAUUUAUUACCCACUCAAAACUUUCUCAAAACGCUUUUGCUCAUUGUUCAGACUUAGGCUUAUGCCACUCUGGUAAAUAAAAGAGCACAAACUGUU
Carassius carassius (crucian carp) is the source of this 2145-nucleotide messenger RNA. It is a transcript of the gene bkgd, whose product is annotated as chromosome 4 C11orf54 homolog. Gene Ontology annotation, molecular function: zinc ion binding; hydrolase activity, acting on ester bonds. Bases 109 to 1068 code for a protein of 319 amino acids. The transcript has 8 exons. The record is from RefSeq and is a predicted model, not a curated record. Lineage: Eukaryota; Metazoa; Chordata; Actinopteri; Cypriniformes; Cyprinidae. Gene Ontology annotation, cellular component: nucleus.